Messenger RNA from Sarcophilus harrisii (Tasmanian devil), 2623 nucleotides. RefSeq names its product RAS like family 11 member B (gene RASL11B). Gene Ontology annotation, molecular function: GTPase activity; GTP binding. The coding region runs from base 824 to 1582 and encodes 252 amino acids. NCBI's taxonomy places the organism in Eukaryota, Metazoa, Chordata, Mammalia, Dasyuromorphia, Dasyuridae. The record is from RefSeq and is a predicted model, not a curated record. The transcript has 4 exons.
GGGGAACUGGGAGACCCGCCCGCACAAAGGCCUCGCCGGCACAAAGGCGAGGGGAGUCCGAGGGGCGGGGGGAGGCGGCCGCCGCGCUCCCCUCCCCCACGCCCCCCGCCCCCCGCCGCGAGGCCGGGAGGGGCGGCGGCAGCGCGGGCUGCAGGUACCCGCCCGUGCGCCAGGGCGUGCACAAGCACGAGGGAGCCGGGGCCUCCAUGUGCGCGCGCCCCGGGGACGGGGAGGGCCCUGGUACGCGGCCGCCGCCCGAGAAAGCCCACGCGGAAGGAGCCGGCCCCCCCGCCCCCCGCGGCCCCGCCCUGCGCCCCCCCUCCCCCCGCGGGGCCGGCCCGAGGGCCCCUUCCAGGUGCUCACGUUGCUCACCUGGGGAAGCGCAGCGGCGGCAGGCCUGGGCUGCCCCACUUUUUCCGAGCCCCAGGGCCUCGGCAGUCUCACGGGGCCCGGCACUGGACCCGGCCCUUUCAGCGGAGGCUGGCGGCCCGGGCGGGGGGUAGGGGGAGGCGAGAAGGGCGGAGGGGGAUGCGGCCAACGGCCCAGCGAGGGGGCGGAGUCUCCCCGCGGCCCGCGGCCGGAUUGGCUGCGGGAGGCGAGGGGCGGGGCCACCUCGGCACAAAAUAGCCUGCGCGCCGGGAGACAGCCGCCACAAACUCUGCCCCUAAGCUUGAGCUUUCGAGCAGCGUUUAGUGGCUACAACCCCUUACCGAUCUCCGGGAGCCGCCGCCGCUCCUGCAGCCGCUCCCGCUCCCGCUCCCGCUCCCGCCGCCGCAGCGCCCGCCUCCUUCCCCGGCUCGUCCAGCCCUCCCCGGCCGGGGCGAUGCGCCUGAUCCAGAACAUGUGCACCAUCGCCGAGUACCCCGCUCCGGGCAGCGCCGCCGCCGCCGCCGCCAUCGAGUGCUGCCUGGGCGCGGGGCCCGGCCGCCGCCUGGUCAAGAUCGCCGUGGUGGGGGCCAGCGGAGUGGGCAAGACCGCGCUGGUGGUGCGAUUCCUGACCAAACGGUUCAUUGGCGACUAUGAAAGAAAUGCAGGUAACCUUUAUACCAGACAAGUCCAAAUAGAGGGAGAAACACUGGCGAUUCAGGUUCAAGAUACACCAGGAGUCCAGAUCCAUGAACAAGGGUUGAGCUGUAAUGAACAACUGAACAGAUGCAUCCGUUGGGCUGAUGCCGUGGUGAUCGUUUUCUCCAUCAUCGAUUACAAGAGCUACGAGCUCAUCGGCCAGUUGCACCAGCACGUCCAGCAGUUGCACCCGGGUGCCCGGCUGCCCGUCGUCAUCGUGGCGAACAAGGCCGACCUGCUCCACAUCAAGCAGGUGGAGCCCCAGCACGGACUGCAGCUGGCCAACAUGCUGGGGUGCACGUUUUACGAAGUGUCCGUCAGCGAGAAUUACAACGAUGUCUACAACGCCUUCCACGUCCUGUGCAAAGAAGUGAGUCACAAACAGCAGGUGACUAGCACCCCAGAGAAGAGGAGAACGUCCCUCAUUCCCAGGCCCAAGUCCCCCAAUAUGCAGGACCUUAAGAGAAGGUUCAAGCAAGCCCUGUCUGCAAAAGUGAGAACUGUCACCUCAGUCUGAGAGCAGAACUUUGGAGAGAGAUUUUGGUCUUCCGAGGAAGUAGUCCUGAAGUUCCCAUCCCGGAGCAUGGAAUUCUGGUACUUCAGGGUCUGCGGGAAGGGCUGAACCUGAGGGUCCUUCUGAACUGCUGCAGAAAGGGAAGAGCCCUUUUCUUAGCAGGGAAGAACUGAGGAGCCAUGAAAAAGCCCGCGAAGUGGUUCUAGCAUGUGGCCAGCUGGAUGAGUGCUGUUCCGAAGGGUUGGGCCUCUCUGAAUCAGUGAAAUAAUCCGUGUUGUCUUUCCUUGUGGGGUGUGAGUGCUGUAGUGUAUGUCUACACCUGCCUCCUUUGUAAAGAAGCUAGUCAGUUGUAGUUUCACAGGACAAGUACAGAAACACCGUGAUGUACAAUGAGACUGGAGGAAGUUCUUGUCCCCUUGUCCCUGUCCCACAAGAGUUUAAAUUGCCAGUGCUGAAGCACAAACAAAUUAAUUGCAAGAUGCCAUUCUAAGUUGGGGGGCAACCAAAUUCCUUCAUGGAUAAGGAGCAAAAUGUUCCCCAUGAAUAAAUACCCCUGUUGUGUUUCUGGCCUCUAAACUUUCUGUAUGACCAAUACAGACAUCUGUAAACUUACACAAAUGUAAAAAAAAAUUUAGUUGAUGUUUGCUUGAAAUACGAUGGGUGUGAUUCGCCGGGUCCAAAAGAUUCUGUGGUUGAGUAUGAUGCUUCUGCCGUGGAUGCUUAGUAAUUGUUAGUAACUGUCCUAUUGUUUCCUUCUGUUUUGACAUCAGGUGAAGAAAAAAAAGUGGAUAUCAUGUUCAUUGAUUUUGAUGUGAUUUGUAUAACAGACUCUUGGCGAUGAAGUUGGGCUGCCUUCUAGGCUUGGCUGAGCCAUGACUGGUGGCUAAAUGCUAACGCACCAUCUUGCAGCGAGCAGAUGGGGAUGGGGGAGGUCAUACGGUCCCCAAACCUAUGGAGAUGCACUUUAAAAAGCCAAGUGUGCUUUUGCUUAAACUGUAAUUAAUUUAUUUUGUGUACAAUAAAAAGGUCAUCUAGAUGAACAGA